Striga asiatica is the source of this 4134-nucleotide messenger RNA. The record is from the annotation of a GenBank genome assembly. NCBI's taxonomy places the organism in Eukaryota, Viridiplantae, Streptophyta, Magnoliopsida, Lamiales, Orobanchaceae.
CAACAAUGGCAAUACCAGUCUGAUAGAAUAUUCUCGACUUUGAAAGCUAGUCCGUCCCAACUUCCUCAAGAAAUUCGAGCUGCUAAUAGAAAGAUCACGGAACUAAUCCAAGUUGGUCGGCUUCAGGAUGCUCGCACAUUCUUCGAUAAACUCCCUUCGCGAAGCACUGUAACCUGGAAUUCUAUGCUCGGAGGGUAUGUCAAACGGCGGGAGAUUACGAAUGCUCGGUUACUGUUCGAUGAAAUGCCUUGGAAGGAUGUUGUGUCUAUGCCAACGCGUGAUGGGUCAUCCUUCAGUGCCCUUGUGUCCGGAUUGAUUCAAUACAAUGCACUGGACAAGGCCGAAAAGAUUUUACUAAAGUAUGCGCAAGACACAAAAGUAGAUUUGGUUCAUGCUUUUAAUACUUUGAUUGCAGGGUAUGGUCAGAAGGGAAGGAUUGGGGAUGCCCGGCGCCUUUUUGAUCUUAUCCCUCAACACACAAGGUCUGAAAGAAAUGUAGUCUCUUGGAAUUCGAUGAUAAUGUCAUAUGUGAAAGCUGGAGACAUGGCUAGUGCAAGGGAUCUGUUUGAUCAGAUGGAGGAGAGUCGAGACACCGUGACGUGGAACACGGUGAUUAGUGGUUAUGUUCUUGCAUUUGAUAUGGAGUCCGCUUUGAAGCUCUUCUCUGAAAUGAAAUCUCCCGAUGUCUUGUCGUGGAAUUCGAUAAUCUCAGGCUUUGCCCAGGUGGGUAAUAUGGAGGCUGCGCUCGAGUUUUUCCAGAGAAUGCCCGGGAAGAAUCGAGUUUCAUGGAAUACCAUAAUUGCUGGGUACGAAAAAAAUGGAGGUUUCAAUGAAGCAAUCGAGCUGUUUGUUCACAUGCAAGCCCAAGGAGAGGAGAAACCCGACCGGCACACUCUGUCUUCACUUCUCAGCAUCUGUGCCGAAACAGCCGAUCCGCAUCUUGGCAUGCAAAUUCAUCAGUUGGUAAAGAAGACGGUUAUUCCAGACACCCCUCUGAAUAACUCCCUAAUCACCAUGUACGCAAGAUGUGGAGCAAUAUCCGAAGCAAAUACCGUUUUCAACGAGAUGGAAUCACGAAAGGAUGUCAUUUCUUGGAAUGCUAUGAUAGGUGGUUACGCGUCCCACGGUUUUGCAAAGGAGGCUAUUCAACUUUUCGAGUCGAUGAAGCGUUUCAAAGUGAAACCGAGUUACAUCACGUUCAUAUCGGUGUUAAGCGCGUGCGCGCAUGGCGGUCUCGUUGAACAAGCAAAAACCUACUUCAAAUCAAUGAUUAGCGAUUUUGGGAUCGAGCCGCGGGUGGAGCAUUUCUCGUCAGUUGUGGAUGUUGUGGGAAGAUAUGGGCGGGUUGAGGAGGCCAUGGAUAUCAUUAGGCACAUGCCUAUGGAGCCUGACUCGGCCGUGUGGGGGGCGUUGUUGGGGGCGUGUAGGGUGCACAGUAAUGUGGAGCUGGCGAGAGUUGCGGCUGAGGCAUUGAUGAGGCUUGAGCCAGAAAGCUCGGGAGCUUAUGUUCUGCUGUACAAUAUGUAUGUGGACGCAGAGAGAUGGAACGAUGCGGAUCGAAUCAGGAUAAUGAUGGAUAAGAAUAAAGUUAAAAAGGAACGAGCUUUUAGCCGGGUGGAUUCCGUGGCCUUCCUCGCUACGCCUCUUCAGAUGGAUUCCUGGCAAGGUCUUCCACCCGUCGACUCUGAUUCCGAGAACCACAACAACAGUGAGCAACAAGAAGAAGUUGAAGAAGAAGUUGGCUUGAUUGAGACUGAGACUGGAGAUGAAGUUGGUAGGCCAAGACGCAUUAUCCUAGGCGUAUCUGGCUCGUCAACAGCUCCCAACGUGUGGGAUAUCCGCAGCCACCUAAGUGUGCUUGAUGAAAACAAUGGUAUUGAUGUUUUGGUUGUCCUAACUGAAUCUGCCUCACGUUCAUCCAACGGUCCAGGCCUCAAUGUCGCACAGAUGAGGAUUUUUGGAAAUCGGGCAGAUGGUCUCGCUGUUGCCCCGUUAUCUGCAAAUACAUUGUCCAAGGAGAAAAGAUGCAGAGCUAAAAUACAUACUGAUCAUAGGCCGUAUGAAAGAGGAGGUAACAAGUCCCAUAUGAACGUACGGGAGCUCCUGAAAGCAUCGGCGGUUGCGAAGAAUCUGAGGCUCGGCAAAACCAUCCACGCCCACCUCAUCGUCUCCGACCAAAUAUCUCAAAACCGCGUCAGUGAGAAAAACUGUCUCAUAAAUCUCUACUCAAAAUGCGGCGAUAUCUCCAGCGCCCGCAACUUGUUCGACAGAAUGCGCAAGAGGAACGUCGUCUCGUGGUGCACUGUAAUGUCCGGCUAUUUGCACCAUGGCUGCACUUUACAGGUCAUACAAAUGUGCAGAGACAUGCUUACAGUGGAUAAAUUGCGCCCAAACGAGUACACCCUGUCGAUGGUCCUCUCCUCGUGUUCCAACUGCGGGCUUCUUGACGAGGGCCUGCAGUGCCACGGGUUCGGGCUGAAAUCCGCGCUGAUUUAUUAUCCACACGUGAAGAACGCGCUCGUGUACAUGUACUCGAUGUGUGGAGAUGUGGAAGGGGCUAUGCGGGCUCUGGAUGAUUGCCCAACAUCCGAUAUCUGCACGUACAACUCGGUAUUAAAUGGGCUUUUAGUCCAAACGGAUUUGACACUAGCUUGGUGCGUUUUGCAAAGGAUGACGACUGACUGUAAGUAUGACAAGUGGGACGGCAUCACUUGCGUGAAUGCCUUUGUAGUCUGUGGCCGCGUUAAAGAUGAGAUUUUAGGAAGGCAGGUUCACGGCAGAGUAGUGAAAACGGGAUUGGAUCGUGAUUUGUUUGUGGGCAGUGCUACGGUAGACAUGUACGGAAAAUGUGGCGAAAUUCCAUCCAUGAGAGACGCUUUUGAUGGGCUGAGAACGAAAAACGAGGUCACGUGGACUGCAGUACUGACCGCCUACUCUCAAAACGAAUUUUACGAAGACGCCCUCAGAUUAUUUAAUGAAAUGGACGCCGCCCGCAGUUUUGUUGUCCCAAACGAGUGCACGUACUCGGUGGUUCUCAACUCGUGUGCCGGAAUCUCGGCAAUUGGGUUCGGCAACUCGCUGCACGCGCGCGUUGUGAAAAUCGGGAUGAAAAGCCACAUUGUUGUUGGUAAUGCUUUGAUCCACAUGUGCUCCAGGUGCGGCCUCAUCGAGGACGCACGUGACGUAUUUACCGAAAUGCCCCUCAGAGACGUUAUUUCAUGGAAUUUAAUGAUAAGCGGCUUCUCCUACCACGGGCUCGGUGAAGCCGCCCUCGACACAUUCGGAAAAAUGUUGGUUGCGAAACAACAGCCGAGCUACGUGACGUUUGUCGGAGUUUUGUCCGCGUGCGCUUUCUUGGGCCGCGCAGAUGAGGGUUUUCACUAUUUGAAUAGCAUGAAGGCCCAAUUUGGAGUCGAACCUGGAUUAGAGCACUACACGUGCAUGGUCGGGCUUCUGGGCCGGGCUGGGAGGCUGGAUGAGGCUGAGGGCUUCAUGCGGUCAAGCCCGGUCAAAUGGGACGUUGUGGCCUGGCGGACUCUUCUGAAUGCGUGUCACGUCCACAAAAAUUACGCGCUCGGAAAACGGGUUGCUAAAAUCGUGCUCGGCAUGAACCCUAAUGAUGUGGGCACUUGCAUACUUAUGUCCAAUAUGCACGCGCGGGCCACAAGAUGGGAUGAAGCUGCGAGCGUACGGAAAUUAAUGAAAGAUGGCAAUUUGAAGAAGGAGCCUGGGCUGAGCUGGACGGAAAUAAAGGACGAGACGCACGUUUUCGUCUCGGAUGAUAACGAGCACGCUGAGUCAGCCCAGAUUCGGGAAAAGGUGAGGGAAUUAGUGUCGGGAAUUAGAGAGAUGGGAUACAUUCCGGAUGUUUCUUUUUCGGAACUUCAUGACGUUGAGGAGGAGCAGAAGGAAGAUCAGCUUAGCUACCACAGUGAGAAGCUGGCCAUAGCGUAUGCCCUCAUGAGGACGCCUCAUGGAGCGACUAUUCGGGUUGCCAAGAAUCUGAGGAUGUGUGAGGAUUGUCACUCGGCAGCUAAGUUCAUUUCGAAGCUAGAGAGUCGACGGAUUGUUGUGAGGGAUGUUAACCGGUUUCAUAGUUUUAGCAACGGGCGUUGCUCGUGUGGCGAUUAUUGG